Orcinus orca (killer whale) is the source of this 7824-nucleotide messenger RNA. RefSeq names its product solute carrier family 12 member 6 (gene SLC12A6). Gene Ontology annotation, biological process: chloride ion homeostasis; cell volume homeostasis; potassium ion homeostasis. The record is from RefSeq and is a predicted model, not a curated record. Bases 1347 to 4850 code for a protein of 1167 amino acids. Gene Ontology annotation, molecular function: potassium:chloride symporter activity. NCBI's taxonomy places the organism in Eukaryota, Metazoa, Chordata, Mammalia, Artiodactyla, Delphinidae. The transcript has 26 exons. Gene Ontology annotation, cellular component: membrane.
CCCCAGGUUUCUCUUCGGACCGUUAACCUCGAAUGAGGAACGAGCGGGGAGGAAAGGGAGGGGCUGCGGCGCCGCCGGCACAGCCCGCCGGGCCCGGGGCCGGGGGCGGCGAGGUCACGUAACUGCUGCUCUGGCAUCUGACCGGGGAGGAGGCUCCCUCCCCGGCAGCCCAAGCCCCCCGGCGCCCGCCGCGGCUCGGAAACAGUUACCCGCUGGUAAACAACAGCUGCGCGCGCAUCCGAAUCAGCUGGCGCCGGGAUCCCGCACCUGCGACCUCCUCCUACCCCCAUCCUCGCCGCUCCCUCCUGCUCAGCCAGGGCCAGCCUGCGAGGCCGUCUCCUCUUCUGUUAGGGCCCGAAGGAAGAACAGCGAAGGGGCUGACCUUGCGCCGGGGCCCUGGUAGGGGAGGAAAGCGUCUCCGGCAAAGGGGUGGCUCGUCCUGUCAUACGCAGGAGAAACCCAGCAAACCGAUCGGGGGCUCGAUGGACUAGCAGCUACCUGCCACGACCCUGAACUGCAGUCCGCGGAGUCUCGAUCCGCUAGCCGCCUCCUCCCAGAUCCCAGGGACCUUUCUGCCAGAACAGCGGGAGGGCCACCCCCGCAGACCUCUCGGAGGCAGAAAUCCGCUUUGCCCCUGCAACCGCCUCUCCUCACCCUUGUCUCAUUCUCCUCCAUCCAUAGUGUGCGAUAUUUUUCCCGUUAUGCAUGCUCACCUCUCCCACCAGACCCAAGUGGAUUAUCGGCCUCAAAAACAUCGGGUGGCUCUACACACAUCUCCUCCCAGCCAGACCUGUGGGGUAUUCACCUGAUACACAACAGGUGGUCGGGUGUACACCGUUUCGCAAUCUGAUCUAUACUGUCUAUAUUCGCUUGAUAAGGGUGGGCCUCUGCGCACUUUGUUCAUCUAGCCGUGGGACAUUUACAGAUAAGGGACUAACUACCUCGGCAGAAACCUUAAGGUCGAGGAGAGAAAGGCUUCGUCACCUGCUUCUCUGAGACCAUGGCUGUCUGCCCGCAUCCCUGGACCAGGGGAGAUGACUAAGAUAGCUCUUCAUUCUGAAGGAACGAAGUUACACGAGAUUGUCAUCGUUUGUCUUUUUUUUUUUUUCCUUAAAUAUUUUUCAGCUGCUGGUAGUGCACUUUUUAGGACAGGCGGCUUGAAUUCUGAGUAGAAGGAUUCUUAUAUAUAGUGGCUUUUUGUGUGGUGUAAAUCAAGGUAAUUGAGAGGUUUUUUUUUUUUAAGUUAUCUUUUCUAUUUUUGCAACCAAAAUUGCUAGCGUAGGAGGAAGGGUUUUGCAGGGUUUUUUCUUUUUUCUUUGUCCUUAUAAAGGAAAAGAAAAAGAAAAAUGCAUCCUUCAGAAAACACCACCAAGAUGGCUUCAGUUCGGUUCAUGGUGACACCAACAAAGAUCGAUGACAUUCCAGGUUUGUCAGACACCAGCCCGGACCUCAGUUCUCGAUCCAGUUCCCGGGUAAGAUUUAGCUCCCGGGAAAGUGUACCUGAAACAAGCCGUAGUGAGCCUAUAAGUGAGAUGUCUGGAGCCACCAGUUCACUGGCGACUGUUGCACUGGAUCCAGCUAGUGACCGGACUUCUAACCCCCAGGAUGUUUCUGAGGACCCGAGUCAGAACUCCAUCACAGGGGAACACAGCCAGCUGUUAGGCAGCAAAGUAUCCUACCCUGGCAUUGGUUCCCACAGAGGUUUCUGCUCCAAUGAUGGACAUAAGAAAGCUCGAAAUGCUUAUCUUAACAAUUCCAAUUAUGAAGAAGGAGAUGAAUAUUUUGAUAAAAAUUUGGCACUCUUUGAGGAAGAAAUGGACACCAGACCAAAGGUGUCUUCUCUCCUCAGCCGCUUGGCCAAUUACACUAACCUGACACAAGGAGCAAAGGAACAUGAAGAGGCAGAGAACAUCACUGAAGGGAAAAAGAAGCCCACCAAGACCCCCCAGAUGGGUACUUUCAUGGGUGUUUACCUCCCAUGUCUACAAAAUAUUUUUGGAGUGAUCCUGUUUCUACGCCUUACAUGGGUGGUGGGCACAGCUGGAGUUCUGCAGGCCUUUGCAAUUGUCCUUAUCUGCUGCUGUUGUACAAUGUUGACUGCUAUCUCCAUGAGUGCCAUUGCCACUAAUGGAGUGGUGCCAGCUGGGGGCUCAUACUUUAUGAUUUCCCGAGCACUGGGCCCAGAGUUUGGUGGGGCUGUUGGCCUCUGCUUUUAUCUUGGUACCACAUUUGCAGCAGCCAUGUAUAUCCUUGGUGCCAUUGAAAUUUUUCUGGUAUAUAUUGUCCCGCAAGCUGCCAUCUUUCAUAGUGACGAUGCGCUCAAGGAGUCAGCAGCCAUGCUAAAUAACAUGCGUGUCUACGGCACAGCCUUCCUGGUCCUCAUGGUAUUGGUGGUAUUCAUCGGUGUACGCUAUGUGAACAAGUUUGCCUCACUCUUUCUGGCCUGUGUCAUUGUGUCCAUCUUGGCCAUCUAUGCUGGAGCCAUCAAGUCUUCUUUUGCCCCUCCACACUUCCCGGUCUGCAUGCUGGGCAACCGCACCCUUUCAUCAAGGCACAUUGAUAUUUGCUCGAAGACCAAGGAAAUUAACAACAUGACAGUACCGUCAAAGUUAUGGGGCUUCUUCUGUAAUUCAAGUCAGUUUUUCAAUGCCACCUGUGAUGAAUACUUUGUUCACAAUAAUGUCACUUCAAUCCAGGGCAUCCCUGGAUUGGCUAGUGGUGUCAUUACAGAGAAUCUUUGGAGUAAUUAUAUACCAAAGGGAGAGAUUAUUGAAAAGCCCUCAGCCAAAUCUUCUGAUGUCUUAGGCAGCUUAAACCAUGAGUAUGUCCUUGUUGACAUUACCACCUCUUUCACUCUUCUGGUGGGGAUCUUCUUUCCGUCUGUCACAGGUAUCAUGGCUGGAUCAAACAGAUCUGGAGAUCUGAAAGAUGCUCAAAAGUCUAUUCCCAUUGGCACUAUCCUCGCCAUCCUGACUACCUCCUUUGUUUAUUUAAGCAAUGUUGUCCUUUUUGGUGCAUGUAUUGAAGGUGUUGUUCUCAGAGACAAGUUUGGGGAUGCUGUGAAAGGUAAUCUCGUGGUGGGUACCUUAUCUUGGCCAUCCCCGUGGGUGAUUGUUAUUGGCUCCUUCUUCUCCACGUGUGGGGCUGGACUUCAGAGUCUCACAGGUGCACCGAGGCUGCUACAGGCUAUAGCCAAGGAUAACAUCAUACCCUUUCUGAGGGUGUUUGGUCACAGCAAAGCCAAUGGGGAACCUACCUGGGCUUUACUUCUAACUGCUGUCAUUGCAGAGCUGGGAAUCCUUAUUGCCUCCCUGGAUCUUGUGGCCCCAAUUCUUUCCAUGUUUUUUCUCAUGUGUUACCUCUUCGUGAACUUGGCAUGUGCCUUGCAAACAUUACUUCGAACACCCAAUUGGAGACCCCGGUUCCGCUACUACCACUGGGCCCUCUCUUUCAUGGGAAUGAGUAUCUGUCUGGCUCUGAUGUUUAUUUCUUCCUGGUAUUAUGCCAUCGUAGCUAUGGUAAUAGCUGGUAUGAUCUACAAGUACAUCGAGUACCAAGGAGCUGAGAAAGAAUGGGGUGAUGGUAUCCGCGGGCUGUCCCUCAGUGCAGCCCGAUUUGCUUUGCUUCGGCUGGAAGAAGGACCUCCACACACUAAAAACUGGAGGCCUCAGUUGCUUGUACUGCUGAAACUAGAUGAAGACCUACAUGUCAAGCAUCCUCGCCUCCUCACCUUUGCUUCACAGCUUAAGGCAGGAAAGGGUCUCACUAUUGUGGGCUCUGUCAUCGUGGGGAACUUCCUGGAGAACUACGGUGAAGCUUUAGCUGCUGAGCAGACCAUAAAGCAUCUAAUGGAGGCAGAGAAGGUGAAAGGAUUCUCCCAGCUGGUGGUGGCCGCCAAGCUGAGAGAGGGCAUUUCCCACCUCAUCCAGUCAUGUGGCCUUGGGGGCAUGAAGCACAACACAGUGGUGAUGGGGUGGCCAAAUGGCUGGCGCCAGAGUGAAGAUGCUCGAGCUUGGAAGACUUUUAUUGGCACAGUUCGAGUGACAACUGCUGCCCAUCUGGCCCUGCUGGUGGCUAAAAACAUCUCCUUCUUUCCCAGCAAUGUGGAGCAGUUUUCUGAGGGCAACAUUGAUGUGUGGUGGAUCGUGCAUGAUGGGGGGAUGCUCAUGCUCUUACCGUUCCUACUGAAACAGCACAAGGUGUGGCGAAAAUGCAGCAUACGGAUCUUCACAGUAGCCCAACUAGAAGACAACAGUAUUCAGAUGAAGAAGGACCUGGCCACCUUCCUGUAUCACCUUCGCAUUGAGGCAGAGGUGGAAGUGGUGGAGAUGCAUGACAGUGACAUAUCAGCUUAUACUUACGAGCGCACCCUGAUGAUGGAGCAAAGGUCCCAGAUGCUCCGGCACAUGCGACUAUCCAAAACAGAGCGCGACAGAGAGGCACAGCUGGUAAAGGAUCGGAAUUCAAUGCUACGAUUGACCAGCAUUGGCUCUGAUGAGGAUGAAGAGACAGAGACCUAUCAGGAGAAGGUGCACAUGACCUGGACGAAAGACAAGUACAUGGCAUCCCGGGGGCAAAAGGCCAAGUCAAUGGAAGGAUUCCAGGACCUACUUAACAUGCGUCCGGACCAGUCCAAUGUGAGGCGGAUGCAUACAGCAGUGAAGCUCAAUGAGGUUAUAGUUAACAAGUCCCAUGAAGCAAAGCUGGUUUUGUUGAAUAUGCCAGGCCCACCCCGAAACCCUGAGGGUGAUGAAAACUACAUGGAGUUCCUAGAAGUGCUCACUGAAGGACUAGAGCGAGUCCUUCUUGUCCGAGGUGGUGGCAGUGAAGUGAUCACCAUUUAUUCAUAAUCUACCCCUGAAUGACUCUGCUGGGCCUCACCUUUCCAAAAAGGCUUCCAACCUCCAUGGAAGUGCCAGCUCUUUACUACCACUCCCAUCAACUAGAGACCUGUGUUCUGUGUACAUCACGCUGAACUCUUAAUGAGCUGAGCCUCAAGUACUUGUGCAGAAAAGUACAAACAGAUCUGCUCUUUGCUACCAUAUGACCUGCUGUCCUUAAAGAAGAAGCAGAUAUUCCCUCAACCUCAGAACAAUGCUCAAGUCCUACAAGCCAUGCCUGUACCAGAUAAAGGCAAGUUAGAAUUAACAAGCUAAACCAAUAAAAUGAAUUGGCAAAAGGGAUGCUAGAAAUUCAACUGAAGACAAAAGUACACGUCUAACAUUAAAGAUGAGUCUCAGAAGUCAUGAUUCAAUGAUGACACCAUGGGGGUAACAGCCAGAGAGACACAGCCUCAUCAUACUAAAGAAUUCAUGGCCAAGUACACAGGGAGCUAACAUCUUUGUGGAGACAUCCGUGGCAAGCCAAGAUGACAAUUUUCGUCAGUGUAUCCACUGCUCUCCAGGACUCUAAUUUUAUGUUAGGGUACUAAUAUUUAAAAACGGAAACAUGAAACUGCAGCCCCUACUUCCUCCAAAAUAAAAUUCCCCCAAAAUAUGUUUAAGUACACAUACUGUGUUGUAUAUUUCAGCUGUUUCUCAAACCCAUCCUGUGGUUAGGAUUGUAAUACAGGCACUGUUACCACGGAAACUGUUUUUUAAAAGGUUGAGUAAAAAUUCUUUCUUUCAGGUUCUUUGCAAAUGGACAAACUAAGUGAACUCCAAAAGGUAGCUAUCAAGAUUUACAUAAAUGCAGUCUGUGGUUACCUAUGAGACAUGGGCAAAAUAUAUAAGCUGUUAUCUAAGAAAUGCAGAUGAUGAUGCAUACUAACCAAUAGGUUCUCCUUUCCUUCUCCCUUUUAUGCCCUCUGGGUUAUAGGCACAGACCAAAAAUCAUAAGAACAAACACACUAGGAAGACUGGCUAAAAUCCUUUGCUAAAAACCUUUGGAUUAUCCUUCAAAGGGAGAAUCCAGCAGUGGAAUUCGAAGUUUAUAGCCAUACUCCUUCCAUAGUGCCAAAGUUACUGAGCUGCUGCUACUCUUCUUACCUACUUCACUGAAGUGGCAUGCAAUUGGCAUUGGCCUGUUUCAAGAAACUUAUUUCAUUAGGAAACCUGUGGACUCAUUCCCAAAGCCAGCCAUAAUGAAGACUUGAGGGCAUGCAGCUCAGCACUAAGUAUGAGCAUUUUUUUUUCCUUUCAAUUUUAUUCAUUUUGACUGCAGAAACUUGGAUCUGAACUAAGAGAUUAUCCAAGGUAACAGUCUUCUAUUUGUUUUGUUUUCAGAAAGCUCUAAAUGUGUCAAGGAAAUGCUUCUGCAAGCUUAGCUUUUUAUUUGCUAACUUAAUGAUCACAAAACACCUGCUUUUCGAGCAUAGGGAAACUGCCCUGUGUGACUGAGUGGUAAUUUCAUAUAUGUGAAAUCUUCAUUUAUUGUACAGGAUAGAUAGGGUAUUCCAAGAAACUAUCUUGCCUGUAUUCAUGUCUGCUUUUGAAUUUCAUUUUAUUAAUGAUAAAUAGUACCACUCUUUCAUUACCAGUAGGAUAUGGAGCAAGCUGACUUGCUCCAUAGUCUGCAGACUAUUCAUCUGACCCUUAUGGACAGAGGAGAAAAACCCUUCAAUAUGGCUUAAGAAACUGAGUCAUUUUGGUUUAUUCCCUUUGCUCUUCUCUCAGUGUCCCAGCCCAGUCAGGUAGCAAAGCAGACAAGAUAUUUUAAGUCUUUUUUUUCUGCUGCUUCCUGCAGAGGGUAGAAGCAUUGUUUACAACUUUCAUUGCAACACUCCAUUGCUAAGUUGAGUCCAACAGUAGUGGAACAGGUACCCUAGGACCCAAGCUAUUGAAGACCCAUGCUCUAAAGGUCAGCUUGCCCAGGAACUCCUUUACAUUUACACAAAACCUCUGGCCAAAUGGACAGAAAGUAAGGUUAGUUUUAGAAGAGCUUUUUGUGGCUGGAGCUCUGUAAGAAUCCUUUAAAGGGAUAAUGGAAUUAGUGGCUACUAAUAUAGCCCCUACUUUAGGCCCUAAAACACAAUCACUGUUACAUGGGGAAGUGGUUAUUAGGCCAGAUUUAAACUCAUCUCUGUCUAGAGCAUUUCAUGUCUAUGUGUUGCUUAUGUUGUCUGCAAACUGUCUUGUCUCUUUUAAUCACUGCAAAUAAAGCAAUACCGAAAACUUGAUGAGAGAAUGCACCUUAGGGGAAGGGGCUUUGUGUUUCAUGCAGGAAGAGAAAGGAAAGACCUCCUCCUGCCUUUUGAAGAGAUCCAGCUUUUAAGUCUUAGCUAUGACUUUACCAGGGCAGGUUAUGACAAUAUUCAUUUUCCAACUGCUGGCCCUCUGCCUUUUAUAGCUAUCUUAAAAGCUUAAGUUUGAGUUGCAGCAUCUGUCUGACAGGUGCCAAGUUCCUUUUGGCAGGGCAAAGACCACUACUUUGUAUCUUCCGUUGCCUCAGAUUCCUGUGGCCCCUGAGAUCCCGCGAAUCCUCAUUCUCCCUAAACAUGUUAAAAAUCCAUUUUUGUGGAUAUUAAAGUAGCAAUUACACUGUAAGCAUUUUAUGUGUUUUGGUCUGGUUUAUUUUUCUUUUCAUCAUGUAUAAUCUGAAUUCAGCAUUAGUUUCUCACAUUUCUCUAGUAUCUCCAACAGAAUUUUUAUGUCCCAGCUUGUGUUAAAUAGAAGUGAAAUAUAUUAAGGAGGAUAGAUUUAAGGGAAACUUGUGCAACUUUUUUUUAAAGCACUGUUCUCAACCAUUUAAUUUAUUAAAAGGAGAUGCUGCUGUAGCUCUUGAUUUAUCAGCAACCACUCUUUUGUUUACAGAGUUAUGGUUUCAUUUGUUGUUUUGCUCUCCACUGGAAACAUAAAUAAAGUUUUCUACCUUAUUUUCAGUCAA